UCUUUCGUUGCUUAUUUUUUUUCUUUCUUUUGUUUCCUCGUAAAACCCAUGUCCUCUUUGCUUUAAUCCUCAAGCGAAAAAUGCCUUCUUUUGCUUUUGGAUCUCAUCACCAUUUGGCGAAUCCAAGCGACUCGCCGUACUCCGUCGAAAUUAGCAUCGACGGCGAAUCAUCCGACUUGGAUUCCUUGUCGGAGGUCGAUUUAGAGAGCGGCGGUGUGACGGUGCCGGCGAAGACACUACAUUCUUGUGGUAAGAAGAAGAGGACGAGGAGGAGAAAGAGGAAGAAGAAGAAGAAGAAGAAGAAAGAAGGUAGAGAUUGCAGGAUCUGUCAUCUGCCUUUAGAGACUAACAAAGAAGAUGAAGAAGAAGAUGAUUCUGAUGAACACCAAGAAGAAGAUGAAGAAGAUGAAGCAAGAGAAGAUGAUGAAGAAGAGUAUUAUGGUUUGCCUUUGCAAUUGGGUUGCUCUUGUAAAGGUGAUUUGGGUGUAGCUCACAGUAAGUGUGCUGAAACUUGGUUCAAGAUCAAAGGAAACAUGACAUGUGAGAUAUGCGGCGCAAUGGCCCUGAAUGUGGCUGGCGAACAGUCUAACCCAGAGAGCACGGUCUCUGCCCAUUCACAAGCAGUUGCAGGACAAGCUCAGAUUCAGACAGAGCCACAAGGAUGCUGGCAUGGUCGCCGAGUCAUGAACUUCUUGCUUGCCGCCAUGGUCUUCGCCUUCAUCGUUUCCUGGCUCUUUCACUUCAAAGUCCUCAAGUGAAGCGAUUUCCAUCUUUCUCUCUCUCUCUCUCUCUCUGGCCUGCCACGCACGCGCUCGCUCUUCUCCUGUUCAUGAGCCGCUUGCAAUCGCUGAAUCAAAAUCCCUCCUGUUGCUUGAUUAUUCACACGUUUUGUAGCUGUAAAAACUCGGUAGCUUUUAGAUUGUUGUGACUUGUGAGCUUUACAUCUUGUAUAAUACUCAUCUCUA
Molecule: messenger RNA, 965 nt
Organism: Eutrema salsugineum
Lineage: Eukaryota; Viridiplantae; Streptophyta; Magnoliopsida; Brassicales; Brassicaceae
Exons: 2
Coding region: 81-758 (225 amino acids)
Molecular function (GO): zinc ion binding
Source: RefSeq, a predicted model, not a curated record